Papilio polytes (common Mormon) is the source of this 1575-nucleotide messenger RNA. Its product is annotated as ommochrome-binding protein-like. The record is from RefSeq and is a predicted model, not a curated record. NCBI's taxonomy places the organism in Eukaryota, Metazoa, Arthropoda, Insecta, Lepidoptera, Papilionidae. Bases 396 to 1235 code for a protein of 279 amino acids. The transcript has a single exon.
UAUUGGUUACGUUUUUUAUUUACGUUCCAACAUCAUCGGCAUCACUCAUUCACUUGUUCUGUAAAAAUAACAUUUUUUUAUUGAAUAUUGACUCAAAAGUGAUGUCAGAAAACAAUCGCAAUUAUCACCAUCGAUUGAUUGAUUACAAACACAUCUCUCAGACAUCCAGCGCUGACAAUGGUCGAUUCCAAAAUACGAUUGUUUACUCUCAUUGUCUCAUUGAUCGACAAGCGACAGCUCCGAACGGUCCUUUCAGUUUUUUACUAUUAACGAGUGUGGAUACGUUUCUUUUCAAUGAAAAAUUUCAUAUAAAAUUAAUACACCAAAAUCUAAAUAGUCCUAUCACAAGAUAAUAUAAAAUGACAUUAAAAGUUUAAAAUCAAACUCGUUCGAGAAUGGAUAAAAAUCUUUUAUUAUAUUUUACAAUAUUAAUAACAGUGGAGUGUUCAAAAAAUUUAGGCAAAGUCUGUGAUUUGGUAACUGACGAUUUACUAAAGCAGUGUUACAUUAGAGAGACUUUAGUAUCGAUUAGUCAUAGUCCAAACCAAUUGGCUGUGAAUAAGAACACCAACACGGUAUACUUCAGUUUUGAUUCCGGACAAGGAGAGUAUAUACCUGCAGCAGUUCAAAUAGAAUCUAAAAAGGUGACUGUACUGAAAGGUGUAAAAGAUGCCUUCGCUGUUACAAACGAUCCUUUAAUAAGUGAGAUGUAUUUCGGAGGCAGUAAUGGUAUAUACAAGUACAAUCCAGCUCAGCAAACUUUAAAGCGGUUAGCUGUGAAGAAUUUAGAUAUUUGGUGGUUAUUUUUCAAGAAGAUAAUCUAUUUCAUUAGAUUUCCAAGUUUAAAUGCAUAUUGCUAUCAUGACAGACUUGUUAAGCCUGUUACACCAUUAACUAACGUGACUGUAAAUCAAUUUGUUUUUGAUAAUGACGAUAAUAUAUUUUUCAUUAAUGGUACUGGUUUAUUUGGUAUAAAAAAUGGUCAGAGUGAUAUUAUCUUGUUAAGAGACAGUCCUCGCUUCCUUGGUAUGGCUGCUAAUAAUAAAGGCCAUGUGUAUUUGUGCAGUGAAAAUGAAAUAUUUGUUAUAAGUAAGAUGAUUCAGAAAGUAAAGAAGAUUGUUAAUAUCCCAGGUGUGUUGGGAAUGACUUUUGAUAAAGAUAAUAAUUUAAUAUAUUCAGAUUCUCGUGAGAUUGUAAGAUUGUUGCCUAUAUCUAACAGUUAUCUUAAAUUGUAAAUAAAUGAAUUGCAAAUGAGUAAAUACUUUAACCAUUAAAUGCAAGAUGUUGCAUUUAUACAUCAUUCUUUUCUCCCUUACCCAAUAGACUACUUUGAAAAAUCAUUUUUCUCUUUUUUUUAAUCUAUGUCCAAUUUACUAGCCAGUUUCAAUUUAUGAUAUUUAAAACGAAAAAAAUCGUACAUUUAAGGGUUAAUGUGAAAGACUUUUGACGUCAUAUUAUUCUUUAGAACGCACCUUUUUACUAAACUGUCGCACAUCUGAUCAGUCUCGUUUUUAUUCCUAUGAGUUUACAUGGAGGUGAUCACUACUGGAUUUUUAGUUGUGUCACUAAACAGUU